AAGGCUCAAGUCCGACAGCUGAAGUGGGCGCGGUCAGAGGCAUGGCGCUGCUGAAAUUCCACUGGGGCGAGGAUGUGCGACGGGUACGGGUUCAAGAGCUGAGCUACGACCAGGUGCAGGCCGCCUGUCUGCACAUCUUCGCUGAGCGGCUGUCGCCGGACAAGGAGCUGCAGCUGGAGUUCCGAACCGGCUCCAAGCCGCUGACCCGCGAGAGCUUCCCAGAGCUGUUGGUGCUGCACGCCCAAGAGCAGCUGGAUCAGUCCGGCGGGCCACAGCGGUCCCUGAGACUCGUGGUCUCCGACGGCGAGAUGCGGGCCAGCGAGACGCGAGUUUCGCUUGAGGACUUCGGAUCCGAGGAACUUUUGCAGGUCAAGACGGAGUUGGAGGACAUCCCAGCCCCGGUUACGCCCGAAAACUGGUCUUCCCAGGAAGUCCCCCAGCCGCAGACGCCCGAGACGCCCUACCCCGACGUCAAGGAGGAGCCUACCGAGACGGUCAAGACGGAGCCAGAGGCUGGCGGCUUCCCAUUCCAGGCCGACGGCGUGCGCAAGGCAGCUCGGCGACUGCUAAAGCAGGUGAGGCGCCAAAGGGAGGCCAAGAGGCGUGAGGAGAAGAAGGCGGCGCGGAGACGGCGCAAGGCCAAGUGCAAGGUGCUGAAGCGCAUGGAGAAGGCAGCCCGGGUGGCCGCUCGGCGCCUGGCACGGAGAGCCAAGGGCCGCAAGGAGAAGGGCAAGGCCUCGAGGAAAGCGGCGCGUGAGGCCCGGGGCUGGCGCUCCGAGACCGAGGAAGAAGAACGCGAGGAGGACGAGGACCUCGAAGUGGGCUUCCUGUGGCCGCAGAGCGAUCAGGAGUUGACUGCUAAGCAGCUGCGGAAAGAAGGGAAGAAGGCGGCCCGUCGCCUCUUGAGGUUCGCCAGGAAGGCCCGGAAGCUCCGGAAGCGGGGGGAUGGACAGCUGACGGGCCCAGAGGAGGACUUGCAGCGCAUGGUGCGGAACGCCCAGGUGGCGUUCCAGGGCCUCUUCCGCGAAGAGCCGCUGGCCCCGGCCGUCUGAGGAGAGCUGCAAGAGGAAUCUGUCGCACCGCGCGCCGCGUGAAGAGGGGCUAUGAGCCGAUUGAGCGGUGCUUGGAAGAACCUGGGGGCAAAACGAGCUGGGGC
Messenger RNA from Effrenium voratum, 1156 nucleotides. Lineage: Eukaryota; Dinophyceae; Suessiales; Symbiodiniaceae. The record is from the annotation of a GenBank genome assembly.